AUGUCCAACCCAGUCUGGAACCCAGACAAUAUCACCGACGUCGCCGAAUCUGUUGGCGUUGGUGCUCUCAACCACGACGUCGUUACUCAGCUCGCCCAGGAUGUUGAAUACCGCGUCAGUCAGAUACUGGAAGAAGCUCUCAAGUUCAUGCGCAAUGCCAAGAGAACCACUCUGAGCACGCAGGACAUCUCACAGGCCUUGCGUCUGCUUGAUGUUGAGCCUCUCUACGGUUACGAAGCUACAAGACCUCUACGCUUUGGUGAGGCAUCAAUAGGCCCUGGACAACCGUUGUAUUACGUCGAAGACGAAGAGAUCGACUUCGAGAAGUUCAUCAACGCUCCGCUACCGAAGGUGCCUCGCGAGAUUUCUCUAACAGGUCCGUCAAUCUGUGUUCUGCUACUUAGCUCAACUGACACCGCGUGCANNGCACACUGGCUCGCUGUAGAAGGAGUACAGCCCUCAAUCCCUCAGAAUCCCACCUCCGCCGAUCAGAGACACCAAGAGCUUCUCCCCAAGGGCCCUGGCGCGAAUCCUAAUCUGGCCGCCAUUGGUGGAAACGACAAUGUCGCCGUCAAGCCUCUGGUCAAACACGUCAUAUCAAAAGAACUACAACUGUAUUUCGAACGCAUCUGCAGUGCUAUCCUGGACGAAACCAACGAGGAGUUCCGCAUAUCGGCUUUUGCCAGUUUGCGCACUGAUCCUGGUCUUCACCAGCUGGUGCCGUAUUUUGUUCAGUUCGUCGCAGACAAAGUUACACACAAUCUAAAGAGCCUGUUCGUUCUUAGGCAGAUGAUGCAGCUGUUGGCGGCCCUGCUGGAGAAUCCCAGCCUAUACAUCGCUCCAUACGUUGCUUCACUGAUUCCACCAGUCCUUACAUGCUUGAUCGGAAAACAUCUUGGGUCAAUAUCCGCCGAUGGCCCUGAAGCACACUUUGCACUCCGCGACUUCUCCGCUUCGCUGCUGUCGGCUAUCGCCAAACAAUAUGGUCAAACAUCGGGCACGCUCAAACCUCGCAUCGCGCGUUCGUGUCUAAAGGACUUCCUCGACUCGCACAAACCUUUUGGCACGCACUACGGAGCUAUUCUUGGGUUACGAGGCAUCUCUGGAGCAGCGGGUGUGCGAACACUGAUCCUCCCAAACCUUAAAGCUUAUGACCAGGUGCUCAAGCAAGGUUUGGCAGAUGAGCACAAGAAAGAUCAGGCAGAAAGGGUUGCGGUGGUGCUGCUUCGAUCUUUGGAACUUCUGGAGCAACAUUCGGCAAACAUGACCAACGGACACCCCGAAGGUGCAGAGCUGAAGGAGCGCUUGACGGAAGCCAUCGGCGAAGUACUUGGUGCACGGGUAUACGAGAGCGGAAGAUCAGGGCUGGCUUCCGUCGUGCUUGACAAAGACAUGGCGGUGUAG
Molecule: messenger RNA, 1404 nt
Organism: Aureobasidium musti
Lineage: Eukaryota; Fungi; Ascomycota; Dothideomycetes; Dothideales; Saccotheciaceae
Source: the annotation of a GenBank genome assembly